Paramecium sonneborni is the source of this 5354-nucleotide messenger RNA. Lineage: Eukaryota; Ciliophora; Oligohymenophorea; Peniculida; Parameciidae. The record is from the annotation of a GenBank genome assembly.
AUGAAAUUGUCACUCCUUCAACUUGAGCGUUCUUAUUUGGAUGCUCUUUCUGAGUUUGGUGAAUAAGCUCCAAAAACACUUCAAGCUCGUGUUACUCUAAUAGAAAUGCUUAAUUAAACAGGUCGCAAUUAAAUACUAUAGAAAUAAUAAGGAGAGAAAUAUUUUUAAAGAGCUAUAGAAUUAGCAUCUAAUUUAGAAAUGGAGGAAAUGCUCAAUUUAAAAUAUUCAACUUUUAUGUUAUAUGCAGAAUAUCUAGAAUUUCAACAUAAUAAUAAAUAAGCCUACAAUCUAUUAAUUCAAUUAAUACCUUUACCUAGAACAAAUUAAAAAAGCAUUAUUAUGACAUAAGUCUAAAUUUUAAAUCACAUCAUUGAAAAUGGAAGACUUUGUAAAAUUACAAAUGUUGUAACCUUAAAUGAGAAAUUGUUGAAUCUUAUGGAAGAAAUUGGAUUAACAUUUUAUCUAUAUAAAUAAUUCUCUAAGAAGUUUUAAUAAAUUCUAUUAUAAGCACUCUCAUUCUAAGCCAAAAUUUAUCAUAAAUAAAAUAAAGAUAAAGAAGCGGCAUAAUUAUAUUUUUAAUCGUUUCAUCUUUCUGAAGAAUUACUUGGAAUCCAUGAGAGAAGAACCUAAGAAUAUAAAAGAUUAUAUGAAUAAUUAAGUGAUAAAAUAUCUGUCAAUAUUGAAAUUUAAAGUUAAGAUGAAGAUGAAGAGGAGUAAUCUUAGCAAAUAUAAGUAACACCAAGAGAAGAAAUACUUUAAACUUAUCGUCCUAAAUUUACAUCUUUUAAUAAUUAUAUCAUCAAUGUAGAUUCUGCUAGGGCUCCUAAGCCUUCAAAAAAAGUGGAUAAAUCAAAUAAAAAAACAACCAUUACUUAAUCUUUACAUAAACCUACUCUUUAAAUUAAAGACACACCCUUAUAAUCUUUAUUCAUUAUUAAAAACUAAUCAAAAACACCUAUUAAUUCUUAAGCUACAACAAAAUUAACUAGUCCUAACAGAGGUACCUCUUUUUUGUCUAAAAAAACAACUGAAAGAUUUUAUAAUAAAAUACCUUCUUUAGAAUAAAGUGCCUUAAAAGAAUUAGAUGAUGCUCAACCUCCCAAUCUAACCAACGAAUUACUAAUAACUAGACCAUAAUAUGAAAUCAAAUAAUUUAAAAGAAUUGAAAUUGUUAAGUAACAUACCUCAAAACAAACUACAUCUACUUAUUAAAUUUAACUCAAUAUACCAAUUAGGCCUUAAAUCAGAGAACCCUCUAGAAAUAACAUUACUACUAAAAUAGAUGUUAAAAAAAUAUCUAAUACACCUAGCACAUAAAAAAUUGAAAGACCAUCCUAAAAAAAAAUUUUAGCUCCUGAAAUAUAACCAACUAUUUUAAAUAUCAAACCAAUUGCAAGUACUAAAAAUUUAAAUAAUGAAAAUGAUGAAGAUAUAACUAAGUAAGAAGAUAAUAAAAAUUUAUCAUUUGAAAAUGAUGAACCAAUAAAAGUUCACACUCCUGAUGAUUCGAUUAUUGCAAAAUACUUAGAAACUCAUUCAAUGGAAAAAUUAUUAGAGGCUGUUUAAAAGAUUAAGGGAAAACUAAAAAAAUAUGUUCAACACUCUAAUAAUAAAAGAAAAAAAGAAUUAUUAGAAAGAAAACAUCAGCAUUCUCCUAGUAGAGUUACAAUCAAUAAUAAAUAGUAACAAAUUAGUAGAUCCAAUACAUUAAUAGAUAUUGUUGAAAAAAAGCUUCUUGAAAAUGAAGCUAGUAAAAUUAUAUAUAAGUUUUUUUAAUCAGCCGAAACAAUGGAAUGGUAUCCAGUUCAUUUUUAUGAUAAAUUAUUUACAGAUUUUGAAACAUCGAAAUGGGUUCUAGAGAAUCCUAGAAUAAGAGGAUAAUUUUUAAAUAAAUCUUCCAAAAAUGCCAAUUGCCAUUAAAUAAAUAUUGAACAAAUAUAAAACAUUCUUUUCAAUUUGAAACGUUAAUCCGCCCUUCAAGUAAUUGGAUCGAUUGAAAUCUCAAAUCAUGCUCGAAGAGUUUAAUUUAGAUUUAUAAUAGACACACUUGUUGAAAAUUAUAAAGAAAUAUAGUCUUAUGAUGACAUGAUGGAUUUAUUUGAUUAGUUGCUAAAUUUAUAUCUUUAUCAAGAAGAUUUAUUAAAUGAAUGGUUAGACAAUCGAAAAGAGUAAACACUUUACAGAGUUGGUAAUAGUAGAACAAUGAUUCCUGGUUAAAAAAGGCAAACCCAGAAUAUAGAGUUUACUAAAGAACGUAAAAUUGAAUUAUAAGACAAUAUGCAAUACUAUUAAUAUCUUUUAUCAAAAGUUCUUUUUUUAAUAAAAAGAAAGAGUUAUAUUAAGACUAUGAAUGGUUAUAAAUUUAAGUCAGUUAAUCAGAAUCAUUAAGUUUCAAUUUAAUAAUAUAACAAUACAAUUUAUUAGAAAAAGUUAGAAAGAAUAAAAAAGUAUUUUCAAUAUCGAGAAUGCAAAAUUUAAAAUUAAGAGAACAAACCAAUUUUGAGUAAGAAAAGGCAUCGCAAAAGGAAUAAAGAUAAGCAUCUAUUUAUAGCCUAAAAUAGAAAAUAAACAAUAAUAAGAGAACCAACAUCUUCUGUAUAAGAUGAUGAAUCAUAACAGUAAUCAUAACGAGGUAGUCCAUAUGUAUCUUUGAAAGAUACUGGUAUAAUAAUUGGAAAUGAGUUAUCAUCUCGAUAAUUAAUUUUGGGAUCAGAAACUCCCCUCAUUUAACCUUAAGUGAAACAAACAGUGUAAUCUAACUGGAAAAAUAUGGCUCAUCAUGAAGCUCCCCCAUAAUUAAUUGAUAUAUUUACUUUAGAAACAUAAGAUUAUUUGCAAAGAUAUUUCCCAGAAUUCAAAUUAAAUAUACCUCCAGUUGAUUACAAUCCUGUAUCAGCACCAAGUAUUAGAAGAUUAUUGACUGAAUCACAUUAUCAUUUUAGGCAGGAUAUUCCAAGUAAGAAUUAUAUUGAAUUGGAAUAUAAACCAAUAUAUUCAGAAGAUUAUUUAAUAUUAACAUAAAUAGUUAAAAUUGAUUAGCAAUUUUAUUAUCUUACUUUAUCUAAUAAAUUACAAUUAAAAUAAGUAUUUGGAAGAGAUCAAUGGGAAGAUGAACUUGACAUCUAAUUGAAAUAGUUAAUAAAUUAUUCUGUUGGAAGAACAGGAUAUAUUAUUGAUUUGAUAGAAUUACAGAAUAUCUUAUAAUAAAAGUUAUAAAUUGUUAAUUGUAAAAUUUAACUAAAAUAGGAUGAGGCUGAUAAUUCAUACUAAAAAAAAUUAAAUAAGAUAUUUAGAAUAAAUAAAAGACUGUAUCAUACUAUUUGUUCCUUAGAAUUUAUUGAAGAAGGACUUAAAGAAAUAUCCUAAGAAAGUAAUAGUUAAUAAGAAGAUGGAGAUGAAGUUGAAUUAAUUGAAGAGUAAAAACGAGAACCAUUAAUUGAUAUUGUUUUUUUACUUGGAGUCUUAAAUAAUAAUACAUUUGUUGAAUAUUUUAAUUAUUUACCUCCUUGUUAUUUAUUAAAAAAUUUGAAUGGAAAAAUUAUGCUCUAAGAUCCUGAUUAACCAAGAAAACCACAAUUUCCUUUUAGAUUAAUAUUAUCUCAUGAAGAUAUGAAUAAACACAUCUCCAGAACAAACGAACAAACUAUUAAUGCCAAAGAUAUUACAUUGUUUCCCCAUUAUAACUCUGUAUUUCUAAUUAGAUAAAAUUAAUUUAUUUACAAACCAAUAGGAGUUAAAUUAAGUAUUUUAUCUAAUCUUCAAAAUUUACAUUAAGAUAUUAGAAACAAUUUUUCAAAAGCACAUUUAUUAAUUUAUUAUAACAAUAAUAAAAAAAUCUCGUUCUAUCUUAAUUCUGAAUAGACAGAAAAAUGGGCUCAUUUAUUCCAAAUUGAUGGGUAAAUGCGCCAACACAUUUUAAAUUAUAAAGCUAAAUUAAAAAAAACACUUGUUGGGUUUUAAUUGUAUCAAAAUGAAAAUAGGUUUUCUAACUCAAAAGAUUUAAGAUUUCUAUUAAUGCAAAAUAAAUCUACUUCAGCCAAACAAUAUUAUCUUUAAACAAAAAUUAAAUCGAUUGGGUAUGUUUUUGUCUCUGCCAAGAUUCAUUCCUCGAUUAUGUUAAUUAGUAUUACACCAGCUGGUAAUAGAACUAAAUCUCAUCUCUUUAUAUAUUAAGUUAAUAAUGAAGAUCCAAUUAAAUUAAUUUAUGUCUUAUGUUAAUAAUUUAUUUUAAAAACAACUUAGACAUAUUCUAAAUUAGAAUUAAUGCCUAUCACAUAAAAUUAAAUACGUAAGCAAUAUCUAUUAUCAAAUAAAUAUCAUGAUAAUAAUAUUUUAAUAGGCCAAAAAUCCUAUUCUAGAGUGGUUUAUAAAUAAAUCAAAAAAAUUGAUAAAAGUUAUUUUAUAAUAACUGUUACCUUAAUUAAAAACUAUUUUUAGAUAUACCUCUAUAAUCAAAGUAAUUGCAGAAGAUUUUACUUUACAUUACACAGAUCAGAUUUUUUAAUAAUGAAUUAAUACUUUUUAGAUUCUAUAUUUCCAGAAUAGCCUCAUGAAGUGAUUGAACAGUUCUUCAGACCUUGGAAAUUAAAUGAAAUAUAAAAAAUAUACUCUUUAAUAAUCAAAGCUCCUGAAACUUUUCGAAAGAGAACAUAAAUGUAUAUCCAAUAAAUUAGUAAUACUAAAAAGAAUUUUAAAAGGUCUGCAACAUCUAGUUUUUCUAGCCUUAGUGUUAUUCAAAGAUAAUCAACUUUACAACUUAACAAUGUUUCUGAAGAUUCUAAUGAAGAUCUCAAUAAUAAAACCUGCUGGCUAUUUGAUAAAUUAUUAUUACGUAAAACCAAUAGUGUUUUUGAGAAAAAACUAUGGAUGGAAAUAAUUAAACAGAUGAAUAUUAAUAUAAACCUAAUAAUCUUAGACACUUUUAAGACAGUUUUAUCUGAAUUAGUUUAUUAUAAUGAUAGAACUUGUAAUUUUCUGUGUUAUAUAUCAUGUCAUGAAAUUUUAUAAUCUUUUAGAUGGCAACCUAUAAGAUUAAGAAUACAUUCAUAUGAAACUUGUAAAACAGUAGAUGUACCAAUAAAUAUAAGAGGAAAAUAAGUACAUGUUUAUAAAUUAAGCAAUUCUUUAUAUUUGAAUUAUCAAAUUAACCAAAAAAUUCCAAGCAAUUAAGAAAAUAUGAAAGUUAAUAAAAAUAAUGAUUCAGAGUAUAUCAAAUAUUAAUUACUUUAUAAAGGAGCAUUUAUGAAGCAUGAGAUGCUUUUUAUUGCUAUAUAUUUAUACAAUGAUGUAUUUCAUAUUCGAAUCUUUAGCUAAACUAAUUCUAUAUCCAGAAAAUUGGAUGUUAAUUAAGUUGA